This is a messenger RNA of Nicotiana attenuata, 441 nucleotides long. RefSeq lists its product as uncharacterized. The record is from RefSeq and is a predicted model, not a curated record. The transcript is spliced from 3 exons. The coding region runs from base 1 to 441 and encodes 146 amino acids. NCBI's taxonomy places the organism in Eukaryota, Viridiplantae, Streptophyta, Magnoliopsida, Solanales, Solanaceae.
AUGUCGAAUUUGUCAAAGCUUGAGUUUGUGGCACUUGACAUUUCUAGAAAGAAUUACCUAUCAUGGGUUCUCGAUGCUGAGAUUCACUUAGCCGCUAAAGGCCUUGGUAACACCAUUACUCAGGGUUUGAAGGUUGAAUAUUUAACAGUGAAAGAUACACUUGAAUUGUGGACUGGCUUGAAGGAAAGGUAUGAUCACCUUAAGGCUACGGUAUUGCCAAGGGCUCGAUAUGAGUGGAUGCACUUACGGUUGCAAGAUUUUAAGACACAGCAAUACCGUGAAAGGGGUUUUAAAAAGUAUUCUAAAUUGAUCUCAUGCCUUCUGGUGGCUGAGCAACAUAAUACCCUUUUGCUGAAAAAUCAUGAAGCCCGUCCCACAGGGUCAGCUCCGCUUCCUGAAGCGAAUAUGGCAGCUAGACGUGAUAAGUCUGGAAAAAGAUAG